Messenger RNA from Odobenus rosmarus divergens (Pacific walrus), 2679 nucleotides. RefSeq names its product NLR family, pyrin domain containing 6 (gene NLRP6). The coding region runs from base 1 to 2679 and encodes 892 amino acids. Lineage: Eukaryota; Metazoa; Chordata; Mammalia; Carnivora; Odobenidae. Gene Ontology annotation, molecular function: peptide binding; vasopressin receptor activity. Gene Ontology annotation, biological process: regulation of inflammatory response; response to bacterium; acute inflammatory response. Gene Ontology annotation, cellular component: cytoplasm; canonical inflammasome complex. The transcript is spliced from 8 exons. The record is from RefSeq and is a predicted model, not a curated record.
AUGGACCAGCCAGAGGCCUUCUGCUCCAGCACGGAGUCCCGCGCGGCUGCCGCGCGAGAUCUUCUCCAGGCCGCGCUCGAGGACCUGAGCCAGGAGCAGCUGAAGCGCUUCCGCCUCAAGCUGCGGGAUGCGCCGCUGGACGGCCGCAGCAUCCCGUGGGGGCGGCUGGAGCGCGCGGACCCCGUGGACCUCGCGAUGCAGCUGACCCAAUUCUACGGGCCAGAGCCUGCGCUGGACGUGACCCGAAAGACCCUGAAGAGGGCAGACGUGCGCGACGUGGCGGCGCGACUCAAGGAGCAGCGGCUGCAGCGGCUCGGCCCCAGCUCCUCCGCUCUGCUCUCCGUGUCCGAGUACAAGAAGAAGUACAGAGAGCAUGUCCUGCGGCAGCAUGCCAAGGUGAAGGAGAGGAACGCCCGCUCGGUGAAGAUCAAUAAACGCUUCACCAAAUUGCUUAUCGCGCGCGAGAGCGCCACGCUGGUGGACGAGGCUCCGGGGCUCGCGGAGGAGGAGGGGCCAGAGCGCGCUAGGCGCUCGGACACCCACACCUUCAACCGCCUCUUCGGCCGCGACGGAGAAGGUCAGCGGCCUCUCACUGUCGUGCUGCAGGGCCCGGCGGGCAUCGGCAAAACCAUGGCGGCUAAGAAAAUCCUGUACGACUGGGCGGCAGGCAAGCUGUACCACGACCAGGUGGACUUCGCCUUCUUCUUGCCCUGCCGCGAGCUGCUGGAGCGACCCGGCACGUGCAGCCUGGCCGGCCUGAUCCUAGACCAGUGCCCCCACCGCAGUGCGCCCGUGCGGCAGAUGCUCGCUCGGUCCGAGCGGCUGCUCUUCAUCCUGGACGGCGCGGACGAGCUGCUGCCGCCGCCGGGACCCUCCGAGGCCGCGCCCUGCACAGACCCCUUCGAGGCGGCAGAUGGCGCGCGGGUGCUGGGCGGCCUGAUGAGCAAGACGCUGCUGCCCAACGCCCGCCUGCUGGUGACCGCGCGCGCCACCGCCCCGGGGAGACUGCAGGGCCUCCUGUGCUCACCGCAGUGCGCUGAGGUGCGUGGCUUCUCCGACAAGGACAAGAAGAAGUACUUCCACAAGUUUUUUCGAGACGAAGGGAUGGCGGAGCGUGCCUACCGUUUCGUAAAGGAGAAUGAGACGUUGUUUGCACUGUGCUUCGUGCCCUUCGUGUGCUGGAUCGUGUGCACUGUUCUGCGCCAGCAGAUCGAGCUCGGCCAGGACCUGUCGCGCACCUCCAAGACGACCACGUCCGUGUACCUGCUUUUCAUCGCCAGCGUCCUCAGCUCGGCGCCUGCGGCAGAUGGUCCCCAGAUGCAGGGCGAGCUGCGCAAGCUGUGCCGCCUGGCCCGUGAAGGCAUCCUCCGGCACAGGGUGCAGUUCGCGGAGAAGGAUCUGGAACGACUGGAACUUCGGGGCUCUAAAGUCCAGACGCUGUUUCUCAGCAAGAAAGAGCUGCCAGGCGUGCUGGAGACAGAGGUCACCUACCAGUUCAUGGACCAGAGCUUCCAGGAGUUCUUCGCUGCGCUGUCCUACCUGCUGGAGGAUGAGAGGGAUCUCAGGGCACCGGCUGACAGCGUAGGGGCGCUUCUGCGGGGGGACACCGAGCUGCGCUGCCACCUCACGCUCACCACGCGCUUCCUCUUCGGGCUGCUGAACACAGAGCGGAUGCGCGACAUCGAGCGCCACUUCGGCGGCGUGGUUUCAGAGCGCGUGAAGCAGGAUGUCCUGCGGUGGGUGCAGGAACAGGGCCAGGGCCGCCCUAGGGCGGCACCUGAGGGGACCGAAGAGACCCAAGCUCCGGAAGGCACCGAGGAGCCAGAAGAGGAGGAGGGCGAGCUCAACUACCCGCUGGAGCUAUUGUACUGCCUGUACGAGACGCAGGAGGGCGCCUUUGUGCACCAGGCCCUGCGUGGCUUGCCUGAGCUGGAGCUGGAGCGGGUGCGCUUCAGCCGCAUGGACCUGGUCGUCCUGAGCUACUGCAUACGGUGCUGCCCCGCCGGGCAGGCACUGCGGCUGGUUAGCUGUGGACUGGUCCCCGCACAGGAGAAGAAAAAGAAGAAGAGCCUGAUAAAGCGACUGCAUGGCAGCCUGGGCGGCAGCUCUUCACAAGCCACCAUGAGAAAACCCCAGCCCUCUCCACUACGUUCACUCUUCGAGGCCAUGACUGACCAACAUUGUGGUCUGAACAGCCUGACGCUGUGCCGCUGCAAACUGCCUGACUCGGUCUGCCAAGACCUCUCUGAGGCCCUGAGGGAGGCCCCCGCCCUGAGAGAGCUGGGCCUCCUCCACAACUGGCUCAGCGAGGCAGGCCUGCGUGUGCUGAGUGAGGGCCUGGCCUGGCCCCAGUGCCGGGUGCAGAAGCUCCGGGUGCAGCAGCCCUGCCUCCAGGAAGCGCUUCAGUACCUCAUCAGCAUGCUCAGGCAGAGCCCAGCAUUGACUACCCUGGAUCUCAGUGACUGCCAACUGUCGGGACCCAUGGUAACCUACCUAUGUGCGGCCCUACAGCACCCAGGAUGCCGCCUACAGAGCCUCAGUCUGACCUCCGUGGAGCUGAGCGAACAGUCACUGAAGGAGCUGCAGACAGUGAAGACGGCAAAGCCAGGUCUGGUCAUCACCCACCCGGCACUGGACAGUCCCCCCGAGCCUCCCACCGGAUUCAGCAGUGCCCUCUGA